AUGACUUCUAGUUUUUCAAGUAAUUUUUAUUAUGUUGAAAAUAAUAUGAAAAUACUUGAAGAGAAAGCUGCAGUUGAAGGAAGCGAAAAUAUAGAGGAGUUUGAUGAGACGAAUAUAUAUUUAAUGAGUUCUAUGGAUGAAUUGAUCUCAACUUUGACAAUUUUUGACACAAAUACUUGGAGGGAAGAUAAAAAAGAAAUAAAAAUUAAUAACCUAGGCAAAGAAAGCUGUGUUGUUAAGCUGCCAAAUUUCAAGAUAUUUUGUGCUAGUUCUGGAUCGAAUUAUAAGUAUGGGUUAGCCUGCGUUAUUGAUACAAAAAAUUGGACAUAUACUCUCUUACCUUCAAAAGAAUGAUAUCGAGAAACUGUUGGAGCAUAUUACAAAAACCAAAUUUAUGUAUUUGGAGGAAUUAAAGAUGAGGGUAGCAGCCACAGUUGUGUGCCACUUGCAUAUAAAUUUGAUUUACUGCAAAAGCAAUGGCGAGCUGUAUCUUCAUUGCCAAUUGGAUCAGAUAAAUGCUCGUGUAUUACUUUUAACAAAAAAAUUUUAAUUGUUGGGAAUCAGCAUCGGCACAUUUAUUCUUAUGAUGUGGAUUCUGAUUCUUAUUCAAUAAUUACAAAUUCUGAUAUGAAUAUUGGAAUUAACAAUUUUAAACUUUUAGUUUCUGCUAAAAAGAGAGUCUAUUUGAUGCAGGAAUGAGGAAUGAUGUAUGAAAGUGAAAUUCUAAAUGAGCAUUCUUGGGAAAAUAUAUUAGAAUGCUGGGAUUUUUAUAAUUGAUGGAACAUGUAUUAUGUUGUAAAUGAAAAUAUGAUUUAUAUUGGAUCAAAUCAGAUAUUCCUUACUCCCCCCGCCCUUCGUGAGUGAACAAAUCCAUUAGAAAAAUCGCUAUUUUUUGCCUAAAAACCCACCCUCCGUGAUUGAACAAAAAUUUUUUAUGGAAAAAAAUUUUGAUAUAUAAGUGAUAAUUAUUAUAAUGAAAUCUAGAGCUAAUUCUGUUUAAUUUUAAACAAAUUGCUUUUUAAAACAUAAAUUUUACAAAUUAAAUUAAUAUUUGCUGUCAAUUUUUGCGAAUUAGGAUUUUUUUUAAAUUUCGAAAAAAAAUAUUUUCUAUAAAAUUUAUAUAUUAAUGUUUUUAAAAAAAAAAAAUUAACCCCUCUCCGUGAGUGAACAAAAUUUUUUUGUUCACUAACGGAGGGGGGGGAGUUAAUAAUUAUUUUCAAUUUAAUUUGGAUACUAAAAAAUUGAAAAAAAUUGAGCUAGCUAAUGCAUAA
Molecule: messenger RNA, 1271 nt
Organism: Blepharisma stoltei
Lineage: Eukaryota; Ciliophora; Heterotrichea; Heterotrichida; Blepharismidae
Source: the annotation of a GenBank genome assembly